UAUUAAUAGUAAUGUAUGAUUGAGAUUUGUUUCUGUUUUCUCCACAAUUUUUUUUUUUUAAUUCAUCAAUAAUAUCACGUCAAAAUCAGAUCAGCAGAAGAUCUUAUUAUAUAUCAAUUACUGCUAAUACAAAGGCACAGAAUAUGAUUAUCUAGAGAGAGUGAAAAUGGAGGGUUGCAGGGUUUACCAGAUUUUAAGUUUACUAUCACUUUUAGUACUCUUUCCAGGGACUUAUGGCUGGGGAACUGAAGGGCAUUUCACAAUCUGUAAAAUUGCUCAGUCUCGCUUGAGUAAAGCAGCUGAAGAUGCUGUGAAACAAUUGCUUCCAGAGUAUGCAAACAAUGACUUGGCGAGUGUGUGUUCCUGGGCAGACAAUGUGAAGUUUCGUUAUCAUUGGUCAUCUGCUCUUCAUUUCAUUGACACCCCAGAUAAACUCUGCACCUACCAGUACAACAGGGAUUGCAAGGAUGAAGAUGGAGUGAAAGGAAGGUGUGUUGCUGGAGCUAUUAACAAUUACACCACUCAGCUUCUCGGCUACGACGGUGCUUCAUCUCAAUCUGAAUAUAAUCUCACAGAAGCACUUCUGUUCCUUUCUCAUUUUAUGGGAGACAUUCAUCAGCCGCUUCAUGUGGGAUUUACUUCAGAUAGAGGAGGAAACACAAUUGAUGUCCACUGGUACACAAGGAAGCAAGUUCUUCACCAUGUCUGGGAUAGCAAUAUCAUUGAAACAGCUGAAGAAAGGUUUUAUGAUUCAAAUAUUGAUGGAUUUGUUGAUGCAAUACAACAGAAUAUUACGACUAAAUGGGCAGAUCUAGUCAAAAAAUGGGAGACCUGCAGCUUAAACAAGACAACAUGCCCAGAUAUAUAUGCAUCAGAAGGUAUAAAAGCAGCCUGUGAUUGGGCAUAUAAAGGUGUAACCGAAGAUUCAACACUAGAAGAUGAAUACUUCAACUCCCGUUUACCUAUCGUAAAUUUGCGGUUAGCUCAAGGUGGAGUUCGACUUGCAGCCACUCUUAACCGUAUCUUUGGAUGAGCAAGUAUUUGUGUUUGGUCAAAGUAUGGGCGAAUCUUAAUAAAAUAUGGAGAUAUAAUGAUACAUCACAUGUUAAGCAGCUUCAGGUAUUGCUCGCAGAAAUGGGAAAAAUAAUUGUUCAAAGCAUUUUAUCAUUCUGUAAUACAGAGAUAUUAGUUUAUAUGAAUGGAAGUCCACUGUAAUCUUAUAAUUUAAACUAGACUUAAAGAAUGAUUU
This is a messenger RNA of Pistacia vera, 1249 nucleotides long. Its product is annotated as endonuclease 2. Gene Ontology annotation, molecular function: nucleic acid binding; endonuclease activity. The transcript has 9 exons. Bases 167 to 1033 code for a protein of 288 amino acids. The record is from RefSeq and is a predicted model, not a curated record. Gene Ontology annotation, biological process: DNA catabolic process. Lineage: Eukaryota; Viridiplantae; Streptophyta; Magnoliopsida; Sapindales; Anacardiaceae.